CUCAUGUGACCGCAAACGACAGGAACAAAUAACAAACAGCUUUGGUGACGUAAAUGAUUUCAGAUGAUAUGCAGCUACAGCUCUGAACAAGAAUCUGAUGGAAGCCAAGAAAGUAGCAAUAACAGCUGAUGCCUGGACAGCUCUCAUGACUCGACAUGACAACAUAUUAUUUUGGUUUGGGUGGAGGGCACGAUUAAUGGAGGGCUGGAUUAAUCAACUUCAAAGAAUAAUUAAAAUGACCAUCCCUAGUAUGUGUUCAUGUACAACAAGUGUUGUAUUUUGAUGGCCCGCUCUUAUUGUGUCUCCAUGGGGAUGACAACAACUGAGUAGUGAAAGUCUGCUUCCGUCUAUCUUCACUUCAGUAGUUUUCCCAGGUUCCAAAGCUAAACAGAGUCUUCAUUGGUCGUUCCUGGCAUAAACUCUGGGAGGUUCUGACAGUGAACUCAAAAAAUGAGUGUGUGUAUACUAGCUUCUAAAUGGUGAUUUCUAGCACAUAUAUUGUUUGAUUUAGGUAUAAGUUGUAAUACAAGUUUUUGUUCCUACAAGUGAAUCAACAUAUUUCCACAUGCAGUAAAAAGUAGGUGAGCCUGGGCCUGUGCUCUCCAAAGAGGGAUUUCCAUGAGCCUGCCCUCUCAAAGACCUCCUCAGAGUCUUCUCAUGUCCGCUCAUGCUUUGUGAUGACUAAAACAACUGUCAGCUUUAAUGAAGCUGAGGCUUGACUUCUCAGCUCAGUCACUGCUCUCACAGUAUCUGAGCCCUUAAAUCUGGGUAGUGGAGUUAGUGAGUAAAUGAGCAGGAAGGUGCAGAAUAUCCAGACGUCUUCACAUGUUGUUGUUCUGCAGACUUUAAUGGAUUCCUUUUAUUUUCACAUUAAUCAUCACCCUUGACAGACAGAUGAUACACUCAAUGAUCAAACCGUUCAAACAGCCACCUAUGAUUAUUUGUCUUGUUUCUGUCAUUAUUCCAGAAUGUAGUGCGGUACGAUCUCAGUCUACACUUCUACAUCCCACCAGGCUGAAUGUAUCGUUUAAGGUGGUGCGAAGAGUUCUUUUUCUCUGGAUGCCUUUCUGUCAGCAUCACAGGGUGACGUCAGAUUCAGCAAACCUUAGCUUUGUCAAGCUAACAGAGGUGAAACAACCCACACCGGAAACACACCCACACAUUCAUCAAAUAAAAGCACGGACUUUGUUGCCUUAUGACAUUGAGUUCCACAGAAGUGUUGACGUUUUUACGUGAUCGAGAGCUGAAACCGUUUUCUUAUUUUCGACCAAUAUGCAGUUUCAUAAGGGAUUCAUCACUUGACAACAAUAUUUGACCAAAACGAGAUAAAGUUAAAGAUUAUUAAUCUUUUUUAAUGAAUUUCAUGUGAAAGGGUUGCUUAACAUCCCACAACCAGACACUGACAAAUAGUGGUUGUUUAGUAAGCCAGUCCCUUGAAAAUCUAUCUUUAGGUCAGCAAAACAAUAAAUAAAUAAAUGUUUCCUUCUUCCCUAGAAUUAGAUGCUUGGCAGGUUGUGAUUUGAAAUGAUAGAAAAUGAAUCAAUAAAAACUCAAGCACCUGGAAAAACCGUGUAGGCUUUCUCAUGAUUCCACAUGAGAUGAGAUGUUUCCUCAGUAUUUGUAAAUUCCUGCAGACUGCAUGAAUCCUCCAUUGUCUCACCGAAUGUCCGUCAAAAUGCUUUUAUUUUGCAAGUGUCCGGAAGUACUACAUGUUCUCUCCCCUUUUCUGCACACACUCCGCUCACAGUCCGUGAGUCUUGGCCGUCAGCAGAAUAAGCAUUAGAGUUGUCUGUACACAGAAGAGAAUUUGGUCAAAGACUAAAGGAGCGGUCUGAGAGAGUCCUCCAGGCUCCGUGUCGGUCAGCAGGGCUGCUGCGGGUCCGUGGCCUGAUCUAUACUGGCGGCGGAUCAGCUGCAGUUGAAGCCUUCGAGAUGCUCCGAGCUCUCUGCAGCUACACAAUAACACCGUCACCGAUACCGGCCCGGGGACACAGCUAUGCUUUUCAGACGGAGAGCCAGGAUGUUGCGAUGGCUGGUGUGCGGUCGGUUGGGUCCAGUUUGGAUGUGGAAAGCACUGCUGCUUUUUGUGGCCAUUGCUUUUGCUGGUCAGCUGCUGGGGGUCAUCUUCAACAAGAGCAGUGUCCAGCCAGCUGCUCGCUCCAUCUUCUCAUCCCCUGAUGCUCAGGGGCCGUCUCUGGGCUCCUGUCAGCCCCACAACCACAUCAUGUUCCUUAAGACCCACAAGACGGCCAGCAGCACUGUGCUCAACAUGCUGUAUCGCUUUGGAGAGGAACGCAACCUCCGCUUUGCCCUGCCACUGGGCUACCAGCUGGGUUACCCGCUGCCCUUCAAUGCUCACAGGGUCAAAGGUUACAGAGGUCCUAGAGCUGUGGAGUUCCACAUCAUGGGCAAUCACAUGAGAUUUAAUAAGCCUGAGGUGGAAAAGGUUAUGCCAGCAGACACAUUUUACUUUUCUAUCAUCAGGGAUCCGGUCUCUCUGGCUGAGUCCUCCUUUGCUUAUUACAAAGAAGUAGCACCUGCCUUUAGGAAAGCCAAAGGCUUGGGUGACUUUGCUGAUGACCCUAGGAAAUACUAUGACCCCCGUCUCCGCAACAACCAUUAUGCCCGCAACCUACUGUGGUUUGACUUUGGCAUGGACCACAAUGCUAAUUUCUCUAUGGCGUUGGCUCAGCGUGGCGUGGCCAUGGUGCGCCGGAACUUCAAGCUGAUUCUAGUGUCUGAGUACUUCGACCAGUCCAUGAUCCUGCUGAGGCAUGCCCUCUGCUGGCCACUGGAUGCUGUUGUCUCCUUCAGCCUCAAUGCUCGGCAGCAGAAACCCAGUGGCAUUGGGGGGAUGAGUGGAAGUUGGGUGGGCAAAGCAGCAGCAGUGGCUGGUGUCAGUGUCAGAGGUGGACAUUCACAGGCCAAGACACUGCCCAAUCUGUCACUAACAGAGGAACAGCGGGAGAAGCUGCGGCAGUGGAAUGCCUUAGACUGGCACUUAUACAAAGCCUUCAACCAGACCUUCUGGGAGGAAAUCGACAGGUUUGGUCUUUCUCAGAUGGAGCAGGAAGUGUCUCUUCUCAGGAUGCGGCGGGAAGAUCUGGCCCGGGUUUGUCUCAGGGAUGGGGGGAAACCUGUGGAAGCACACAGGAUCCGAGACAAAAACAUCCGGCCGUUCCAGAGUGGAUUAGUGAAGAUUCUUGGCUAUGAGCUCCAGCCAGGGCUGGACAACACCACCAGAACAGCCUGUCUCAGGAUGAUUAGGCCCGAGAUCCAAUACAAAGAUGUGCUGGAUGCUAAACAGUUCCUUCGGGCUCCGGCGGUCCAAGGCCAACCUGUGCAACAGAACGUGGGACGGAUGGUGGCAGCUGGUGGCUAUUUUAUAAGACAAGACUCAUCCAGGACAGGAGAGAGGCUAGUGGGGGGAGAGGCUGGGGGGAGGACAGUGGACGAGGGGGAGAGAGACUGGGAUGGAAGCCAUUUAAUGCGGAGCAACCAGACUUUGAUGCGAGGGCAAGACAAAGGAAGGUUGAGAUAGUUUGAGGUGAGUCCACUUCCUAAAUACGGUACCUUUGGUCUUUGAACAGUUAGAAACUGAGAUGAAUGUGGUUUACACAUGGGAAAACAAAAAGAUCCUCCUUUGCACUCUAACUUUUUGGUCGUUUGCCUGUUUCCUUAAAACUGUCUCUGCUCAUAGUUAGUGUAAUCCUUGUGGACUUGACCUUUGACCUCUGAGCACCUGGGAUGCUUUCAUGGCUGCAGUUACAAGCUGAUAGGCGGACAUAUGUUCUGUUUCAGCAGAAUGUGAAAGGACCACUUUUUUUCCCCAAGCACUCCUGUUGUCGGCAGGUCCCUCUGCUGUUUAUCUCACAGUCUUAGCGUGUGACCGUAGACACAUGGAAGCCUGUUUUAUUCCCUGUCCAUAUGAAUACUUUUAAGAGUUCUGAUUUUCAUGUUGACCUUGGUGCACAUGCUUGAAAUUUCUCAGCGUAAAGGUACACAUAGCCCCAGUUUGUGCCUCUCAUGCAGAACUGUCACAUGAGUCACUGAGCUAAGCAUCUGUUUUUCUAAGAUAAAUAAUUAAUGAUCUUUGAAACACACAAGCUGUUUCACAGCAUUUCUCAUGGUUUUGAAGGUAUUUCCAGAGAGUCUUUGUGGUGAUUCUGUGUUAUCAAACCACCGUCUGGGUUUUUCAGAGAUUGCUGAGUAUCUUUCAGGUAACCUAUGUAGCUCUGAUGUAAAGUGAUACAUUAGAGGACAAACUAGGGUUAUAGUAUGUAUAGAACACUAUUUUUCCAUGGCUGAUACAGUUUGUAAAGUCAGUAAUGGCUGGUAGAGAACAAAAAUAAUUAGGGUAAACUUCUUUCUUGCAAACACUUACUGUAGCUCAGCUUCCGACUGUUAACCUGAACAGCUUCUUAAAUUUCUCUUUAAUAAUACAAGAGGGGAAAACAAUCUGAGGCCUGUGCUUUUGUUCUGAGCCGCUUUAUACUCACCAGUCUGCAGAAGGCUGGUGAGUAUCACCAUUUAGGCACAUUAGUUUCUUCCACUGUCUGCAAAGUAGAUGUAAUGUCACCUAUUAAAAGUGUGGGCCGAGAUGAAUCUCAAUGCAACGGCACUCCCUAAUUUUUUUAGAAUGCACAAUAAUGUCUUCAACUCCCCAGAAAUCCUCCCUGAUCUCUGAUGAUAGUUUGGUACUAAACCUUGAACAAGCAGUUAUUUUAGGUGGGGUGCUGUGUGGCAUUAAAACAAAAUCACAAAAGUGUGUCUUUAAACUUGACCUCAUUUUAGAUUAAACUGUACUGUCUCAAGGGGACAUUAGUAUUAGCCUACACACACGUACUUAAAAAAACAACUGAAAUAAAAUCGAUCAAUUACAAAACAAAGUAGCUUCAAAAGAUCUGGGCACCUGUAACUGGUCACUGAACACACUUUUUGACAUUAUCAGGUGAAAGUAAAGAGCUGAGAAUACAGACAUUGUGCAUAAACCCAGACAAACUGUUAAAUCUGACUUUGCUUGUAUAUGGAGGGCAUAACCCAUGAAUGGCAAUUACAUAUAUCAUUGUCAAGUUAUCUGUGAUAGCUUGCUGUAACAGCUGAGACCAUGGUUGAAAUGGUGGGUAACACUAUCUCAGACUGGUGUUGCUAUUAGUCCUGAUGUUCGUGCAAAUGAACACAAGUUUUAUAAAAACUGCUGUCUUCACCUUUCAGGAAGAAGCUGAAAUGCUUCAUCAUCUUCACCAUUAUGUCAUACAGCGUAAGCUGUGUUUAUCUCAGCAGUGUGUGUUAAUCAUGUGCUAGUAUAGCCUGCUAGUAAAACCUGCUGCUUCCUCGCCAGUGUGGUCAGGAUAGUUUAUCAUACUUAAAGUUCAGCAACACAGAAAUGUGCUCGUGCAUGUCUGCUGACAUUGUAAAACUAUGAGGUUUAUGUGACUAAAAAACAUCAGUGAGCCUCACUGCUGCAGUGGAUGUCCUUUACAAACAUAGCUGAAACAACUCUGCAACAGCAUUUUGGAUCUGUGAGCACACAUCACUGCUACAGUAGGUCUGGCCAUGAUUCCACAGCUACAGUGCUGAGGAGAGUAAGCUGAUUUUAUCAGGGCACACCAUCAGAGAGGCAUCUUAUUAUAAUAUGAUUAAAUAUAACAACUGAUAGACUGGAUAGACUUUUAAAGUGCUAUCCUUUAUUUGUAAUGGGGUAUUCUUACAUUGAAGUGUUUACUUAAAUCCCCUGAGGAAAUUUAAUGGUUUCCAGUAAAAUAAAUAUACUUAAGACUUACAGCAAACUCCACUAGAACCUCAUGUUUUUCUCAAUCAGUCAGUGGUCUCGUGGGUCAGUUCAGGGUCAGACAGACUGAACCACAACCCAAAUAUAUGACUGUUGUCACGGAAGUGAUUUCUUAUAUUUAUUAUAUGCCAUGUAAGCUGUGCACUGUUGUCCUCUCCUUAGUCUGUGAGUGGUCUCUGAAGUUACUCCCAGUAAACAAUACAAAGCAGAAACAGUUUAAGUGUCCAGGAGCAGUGAGCAGCCACUCUCCUUUACAUACAUCUGUUAAUGUGGUUGUCAUGUGAUGUGGGAGGAAAAGCAGAGCACACACAGAACCCAUGCAAGCACCUCGCUCUCUGCUGUGGGACUGGACAGCAGACAAGCGGAUGUGUGUAUGAACUUUGAGAGUGCUUCAAAGCGAGAUGCCUGUCUGCUGUGGUUUUCACUUGUGCUUUCAGUCAGAACAACACAGCAAAGUGACAGCACUGAUGCACCAUGGCCUCAUUUGUUUCACAGCCUUGCAGUCAAGUCAUUUGAGAAUGAUAUUUAGAGAUAAAUAUUUUACAUGUGGGGGGUCUAAGCAGUCACACAGAGACAUAAGAUGUGAUAUGUUAUGUCCUUUUUAAAGCCACACAGUUACAGAAUGAAUUAUCGUGCUUAUUCUAUGGCAAUGUGCCAGAUGAUGAUAUACAGCACUGUUUAUUCAUAUUUGGCACUGUAUACUGUUAUAAUAUUUGUGUUGACACUUACCUUUGUCAGCAUUGGAAAAGAUGUUACAGUUUGGAGCUUCAGACUCUCCACCCAUCCAUCCAUCCAUCCAUCCAUCCAUCCAUCCAUCCAUUAUUGUUUCCAGAUAUCUUUUGAAGGUUGCAGGGGGCUGGACCCAGUCCUAGCUGACAUUGGGCAAGGGGCAGGGUACACCCUGGACAGAGUGCCAGUCUGUCUGUCACAGGGCUGACAUAUAACUGACUCACAUUCACACCUAUGAAUGAGUUAGUCACCAAUUAACCUGUAUGUCUUUGGACUGUGGGAGAACAUGCAAACACCACUGACAGUGGUUACCAUUGUUGAUCCACAGCAACAAGGUCAAUCUUCAAAAAAUGGCCAGUAUAGAUGAUGGAUGGAUGAAUAGAUACACACCCUCUGAUGUAAUCAGAGCUGAGUAUUCUCCAUGAUCAUGAUAGAAAUUAAGCAGAGCACAGUUCACAUUGGACUGCACUGAAUAUUGAAAAGAACAAUUUUGCCAAUAUCAAGUAUGAAGAAGGUCUGAAAAAGAAUCUGACACUCCACAUGACAUCACAUGGCUUUAGGAACAUAACUCAGCUGCACAGUGUUCUGGUUGAGGUGGUAGGCAUAUUCCAACAGUUCCUUGAGCUUCCUUGAGGUGAUGUGCUGCUGAAACAUUCUUCCCCUAAACGUUUUUUCAUGAGCUGCUCAUUCACUGAAAUAUCAGGGUUCCAGAACACGGUCCAACAGGAAUAAUUAACACCAAUUUUUUUUUUUUUUUUUUGAGGCCAAUACAAAUAUAAAUAUUUGAGUGUUUGAAUCAGCCACUAUUGUUUUUUUAAGCAGAAGCAUAUAUUGUAAGAUAAAAUAAUAAAGAUAAACAUUUUUAAUUCUUAAGAAUAUUCAGAUAUUCAGAUUGGAUUGUAAAAAAAAUCUUAAAUAUGAAUAAAUAUAAUAAACCAAUGUUGACACAGCAGCUUGUUCACCUCAGUGUUUCCCACAGAUUUACUUUACUUAUGGUGGUGUGUGACCAGUGUGCAUGCAGUUUAGAGGGAGCUGUAACCCAGGUAAUUUUCUGUAGCUACAAUUUACAGACGUCCCCUGAACACCUCACAUUGGCAGACCCAAAAUGUUCCCACUCCGGAGCUGUGGACUUAUUCUUCCAAACUUCCUGGCUGGAGGUAUGCAGUUGUCAUCAAAAACACCUUUUAUCCCCGAGCAAUAUGCUUGCUUAACUUUACCUGGUUCACUGUGGUAUGUGUGUGGGCGUGUGAGCGUGUUGAGGAGUGGCCUGAGCCCUGCUCAUAGUUAAACUGACACUGACUGCAGAAAUGGCACAAAACAUGUCUUAGUAUAUUUUCACUCUGCUCAGACGCUACAUACAUUCUCAAUGUAUUGGUUAGGCUGUAAUGCAAGUUAUGGAAAACAAAUGGGCAUUUUCCACAAAAUGUGUGUGUAUGACAGACUUGACAGAUUUUUUUGGGUGAAACUCUGACCUUCCCUCCAAAGCCACCAUCAAGUCAGUCUCCAUUUGUUCAUCGUAAAUAUAGAAUUCUAACAGGCACAUGGCCCUGACCUUCUUACUGCACAUUCACUAAAUAUUAGCUCGUCUCUAAGCUUUCUUUAGUGCCACCCUCAGUCCAACAUGUCAACUUUGCAUGUAAGAUACACCAGCUCAACUGCUCAGAGAUGUCUCCAGGAAUCUGGGGAGUUUGGAACCCAGGUCAACAGCUUUGGCUCGUUAUCAUGUUCCACAAGAUAUUUCUGAGCAGUUUUUGUGGUGUGGUGGGAACAUUAUCCUGCUGGGGGAGGCACCUGACAUUGGCGAGUGUUGUUGCCAUUUGGGGUGUGUGCCUGGUCUAAAAACAACAAACAACAUCCAGGUGAAUGUCAGGACCAAAGGUUUCCCAGCAGAACAUUGUAUUGUAACAAGAUGACGGAUGUUAUUCACUUCAGUUAUCAGUGGUUUUAAUGUUACGGCUGAUCGGUGUAUCUCCUAAUAUGCAGACUGACAUAAAAUUUGCUCUGAAUAUUUACACUCCCAGACGUGCACCUUUUGAUUUAAAUGUCUCCAUGACGUUUCCUCCAGUGCCACCAUCAGGACAAACUCUACAUGCUUAAUUCCACUUUAGUUCCAAGGCUCUAAGAACAGCUAAGUCAGUUUGUUUGUCUAAGGUAGGGAUAUUAUUUGCACCAGUGCCAUAAUUGUAUUGUGAUGUAUAAACCAGCCCCACAUGCCUGUAUUACAGUGAAUAACUGGACUAAAUCUAGUACAUGUUUGCUGUCCUGGGGCACUGCUGAUUCAUGAGCUGUAGAACAAACACUAAUACACAGAACAGCUGCGGUCAUAGAAACGCCAUAGGAUUUUUUUCAUGCCUUAGAGUGUCAUGUAAUGGACCAGGGCUCUAAAACAAUGCCCUUCUGUAUUUAUUAUUCUAUUUGCCAUUUGUACAUACUGUAUUUAUCAGGGGUUUGCUCUCCUUAAAGGUUAGUGGUGAUGAGGGGAAGAGUAUGAUGGAAUUCACUGUUGAUUUUGGGACAUGGAUGAAUGCCAAGGUUGAAACGCUGAUGAAAAAUGCCAGUCAGGGUUUGGCCAUAAUCCAGUAUUAACAUUUAGGAUUUUAGCAUGAUAUAAAUUUCAUAUCAUGCUAUGGUUUUAGAAAAGUCAUUCAUCCAAAUUUAGAACUUCAGCAGAUUUUUUGCUUUAAAAAAUAACAAAAUGAGUAAUUGAAAUUAUGUGUGAAAAAUCACACUGAUUCCUUCAUAUGUGACUUUAUGUACAUGAUAUCAUUAUAUUUGUUUCAACUAUGUUGACCAGCCCCCUCCUCCCUCACCAAAGUAUCAGUAUUCAUGCAUCAAGAGAGAAAGAGUUGGCCCACACAUAAUAGAAAUCUUACCAUUACUAUCACAAAAUAUGCUCCAGUCUUUAUCUUGUAAUUACAAGACAGAAUUAUUAUCUCAUACAGACAAGAUCUUGGUCUUGUAAUUAUAUGAUGGAGCACUUGUAAUUGUACUAUAAUUUCUCUCACUUAUAAGAUAUUUUCUAUUAUGAGAUGCCAAGUCACAAUUAAGACCCAGAAGUCACAAAAUGUCCCAAUCUCCCAGUUAUUUUUUCAUUUUGUGAAUACAGUGUAGUUCUUUAAACACUGUGUAUACACGUGUGUUUAAUCCCUACUCACACUCCCAAUUAUACAAAUACAUUAUCUGAUAAUAAGUACCAGAAAAAAGAAUAAAACUGAGUAAUUGUCAUGGCUGUCUUCCUGAGCUUUGUUUUUAUUCUUCCAGAAGAAAUCUGCUUUAAAUAUUUUUACUGAUAUGGUACUGUGACUUAUUUUGUAGCUUGUUACAAGUAGUCAAGUUUUCAUAUGUGAACAUGUUGUAUGUUACAUAGUGUAUAAGAAUGGUGCAGAAAAUAAAAGCUAUGGCUUGUGUCAACCCUCUUCAAAUGUCAGAUUUUGAAAAAUGAGCAGAAGCUCUGGUACUCAGUAUGGUUCAUCUUAGAUCAUGCACACUUCAUUGAGCAGCUUCCAUCUCUGUCUACUAUCUGUCCACAUCCCUGGACUAAUUACUGGCAGGAAGUUCUUGGAUCUUCUCUCAACUUGUAGAUUUCAUUGAACUGGAAGUACAAGAGUUCAUUCAGAAAGCAACAGUGUACCUUGGCUUGGAUUUUACUUGAAACUGCAUAUAUUUGUUGAAAUUUGUAGUCGAUGACGCUCUUUGUGUGCAUCCACUGAGUUGUUUUUUUUCUUGUACUGAAUAAAUGCAACAUUUCUUUAAUGUCACCAA
Messenger RNA from Lates calcarifer (barramundi perch), 10282 nucleotides. RefSeq names its product galactose-3-O-sulfotransferase 4 (gene gal3st4). Gene Ontology annotation, molecular function: galactosylceramide sulfotransferase activity. Lineage: Eukaryota; Metazoa; Chordata; Actinopteri; Centropomidae. Gene Ontology annotation, cellular component: membrane. Bases 1997 to 3541 code for a protein of 514 amino acids. The record is from RefSeq and is a predicted model, not a curated record. Gene Ontology annotation, biological process: glycolipid biosynthetic process. The transcript has 4 exons.